Daucus carota subsp. sativus is the source of this 1775-nucleotide messenger RNA. Its product is annotated as pectinesterase/pectinesterase inhibitor. The record is from RefSeq and is a predicted model, not a curated record. Gene Ontology annotation, biological process: cell wall modification. The transcript is spliced from 2 exons. Gene Ontology annotation, molecular function: pectinesterase inhibitor activity; pectinesterase activity. The coding region runs from base 15 to 1511 and encodes 498 amino acids. NCBI's taxonomy places the organism in Eukaryota, Viridiplantae, Streptophyta, Magnoliopsida, Apiales, Apiaceae.
GGGCGCCAAGUAAAAUGAUGAAGGCUGGGAUGAAUAACGCAUUGAACCACCUAGAAGAGGUCAUUAUGAAUUCGCCACUAUUACAAGAAGCUAAGAAGGAUCCCAGAACAACAGCAGCUCAUGAUGUUUGUAUGAAUGUUCUUGAUCGAUCAAUGAAAGACUUGCAGAGAACUUUGGAGAGGAUGCAUGUUCUCGAUUUUGAUUUAGAUGACUUGGAUGACCGUCUUUUUGAUCUCAAAGUUUGGCUAUCUAGUGCUAGUAAAGGUCAAAAUACUUGUUGCGAUGCUUUUGAGAAAACAAGCGGAGAGGCAGGGGAAAGAAUGAAGGAACUCCUGAAAGUAUCUAAAGAACUGACAGUUACUACUUUUAAUAUGAUCGAUACAUUAGGCACUUUUUUGAGAGGUUUGCAAUCAAUGGGAGUGGUACCCGAACAGGAAGCACAAGGACAAGGUGCCAAUACACAAGGACAAAGUGGAAGUACACGAAGACUAUUACAGGUCCCAUUGCCACCAGAUCAGGUUCCUGCCUGGGUAAAGCCGAACUGGAAAAAUCUUCUUGCAGGCGAUGGUGCCAAAGCCAAGGCUCAUGCUGUUGUUGCAGCAAAUGGAUCUGGGAAAUUUAAGACUAUUAACGACGCUGUGAAAUCAAUUCCACCAAAUAGUCCAGAGAUGUAUAUCAUAUACAUUAAGGAAGGCGUUUAUGCUGAAAACGUUGUGAUUGGGUGGACGCAAACUAAUGUGAUGGUAGUUGGGGACGGCCCAGAGAAAACUAAGAUCACGGGUUCAAGAUCUGAGAAGAGAGGUUACAACACACUGCAAUCUGCAACUUUUGGAGUGGACGGAUUCAAUUUCUUGGUAAAGGACGUUGGAUUCGAGAACACAGCAGCCCCAACAGAAGGCCCUGCAGUGGCACUGCGCAUAGCAGCAGACAAAGCAGUCGUGAUCAACUGCAAAAUGGAUGGCUAUCAAGACACUCUCUUUGCCCAGGUCUAUCGCCAAUACUACCGCGACUGCCAAAUCUCUGGCACCAUUGAUUUCGUUUUUGGAGGCAGUGUUUCCAUCUUCCAAAACUGCCACAUAAUGGCCAGAAAGCCUGCUCUUGGACAGGCUGACCUGGUCCUAGCCCAAAACCGCGAAUUUGCUAAUGACAUUUCAGGAAUAGUACUCGAUGGCUGUACCAUCAAGGCCGAACCAGCUCUAACUUCUGAUAAAGGUGUCCUAUCAUACUUGGGCCGCCCCUGGAAAGAGUACUCAAGGAUGAUUGUAAUGAAUUCCGACAUUGAUGGUUUUAUCAAUCCUAGUGGAUGGGAUAUAUGGCUCCCUAACAAGCCAAACACUCAGCACUCGUAUAUCGGAGAGUAUAACAACAAAGGCCCGGGUGCUGAUGUUUCACAGAGAGUGAAAUGGCCUUCAUAUAAGAAACUUUCUCCUACUGAAGCUGCUACUUAUUGUCCUUCAACUUUCCUUAAGGCCGAUUCCUGGCUUCCACCUACUGGUGUCUCUGUGAAGUGAAAAUCUUCGGCCAUUCGAUAUAUCUCAACAACAUUAUGUAUCUGACAUUUUGAAUGCAUGAACAAUAAGGAGGCAAAAUGAGUCUCUAAUUUACAUGGUGCCGCUAAGAGCUGUAAUGUGAUCCUGAAUAGAACAGUACACAGAGGUAGGUUUAUCAAUUUUUUCAUAGGUUUUUAAUGUAAACUUGUCAAGUGUUAGUUUGAGAUUUCCCUCAUUACAUUGCAUCUUAUAAUCAGAUUUGAUUGACUACGAUUUCAGUUCUGG